AUGGACCAUGGACAAUGGCUAAAUAUUGGAGGAAACCACUGGGUUACUGUGACAAACACUGGAUGUGAAGAAAACAGAAUCAAAGCGUACAACACACUUUAUCGAUCAAUGUCAAACACUGACAAAAUUAAACUGGCAGCACUGCUUAAUACCAGCUUGGAAAGUAUGGUAAUUGAGUGGCCAUCACUCCAAAUUCAAGAAGGCGAUUCAGAUUGUGGUCUUUUUGCUAUGGCAAUUGCACUUGCUCUUUGUAAUGGGCAAGAUCCAUGUCAACAAGCCUAUGAUCAGAGUGCAAUGAGAGUACAUUUAGCUACAUGCUUCCAUUGUGAAGAGAUUGCUGUAUUUCCACUGUCGAAAGUAAAAUGUAAAAGAAGCAAGAGCGUUGAAGUGACAGAAGAGCUAUUCUGCCAUUGUAGGAUGCCUUACAAAGAAGGUGACUUCAUGAUUGAGUGCUCAAACUGCUUGCAGUGGUUCCACAGAUCAUGUGACAAAGUUCCAAGGACUGUUGGUGAACAAACAAAUUUCCAUUGCAUGAACUGCAAAUAA
Paramuricea clavata is the source of this 546-nucleotide messenger RNA. Lineage: Eukaryota; Metazoa; Cnidaria; Anthozoa; Malacalcyonacea; Plexauridae. The record is from the annotation of a GenBank genome assembly.